GUCAGUCCGCAAUGACAGUUGUCGUUCGGGUUUUCGUAAGACAAGGAAAAAUUGUACAGCAGAAGUUUUCACUGCUUCCUUGCAAAGAUUUCCCAUUUUCCCUUCCGAGCGCGAUACCAACCUACAGCAUAGUUCGCUUGCGGAAAACGGCACGGUGUUGAGGUCUGGCUGCUGCGGGUGGUGGUGGCGUUUAAGGUAGGGAGAUCUGCGCCGUGUUUUGGUCCGCUGGCGGGUGUGCACUGCUGGAGGAAGGAGAGAAAGAGAAAGUGUGCUGCUUCUGCAUCAUAGUUCUUCAUCGUGUUCCUGUUGCUGCCCGAGUCCUGUUGGUAAUUCCGCCCCGUGUAUUGCACACCAGCAUGUCCACGAAGAAGCAGCAGAUCGCCGACAGUUGGGAAGAUAUCGACGAAGAACAGUUGGCCAAUACGAUAACGAUACUGAAAAACUGUACCAGCAUUGACGGGGACAAAGCGGAUAGCACAAAGGCAUCCGCGACGUCCGGAAACACGGCACGGCAGAAUUCCCUACCGCAGAUGCUAGAGGAGGAACUGCGCCCGAAGAUGGUGGCCCGACCGAUGCAGAUACUGAAGCGUCCGCAGACCAGCGGCGGAUCGGAAGGGAAAAGCGGAGCAGCGGACAGCAAACCCAAGACACAGAUCAAGUCACUCGACCAACGAAGGCAGGAAUAUGCCGAGGCACGGUUGCGUAUCCUUGGUUCGGCUCACGAUGACGAGGAAGCAGAGACGAAAAAAACAACGCCUACUACUAAUGGAUAUCGAGUAAACAAUGUUAAUAACAAUGUCGGUAACAGUGCGAAUGUUAGUUCCAAUGCUAGUAGUGCAAGUGGGAGUGUUGGUAGUGGUGUUGGUGGCGGUGGUGUUGUAGAUGGCAUGGCCGGGAAUAGUGCAAAUAACAAUUCGAAUCACGUGUACCGCUUUCAUCCACCGUACCGGCAACAAGCCCCAAUUGGAACGUUUCCACCCGGAAUGCAAAAUGGGCCACCGGGACGUGCGCAAGGGGCACCAGUGGUGUACUAUCCAACGACACCGAACCACCACCAUCAGCAUCCUCACCAUCCUAUGCACAGUACGCAUCCGUUACAUCAUUCGCACCAUACGUUUUCACCGAAGCCACACCAUCAACAGCACAUACAUCCGCAGCAGCCACACCAGCAUCAACAGCAGCCACCCAGCAGCCACCCGUAUCAGCAACAGUUUGCUCAGCAUCUUAACCAUCAGCAGCCGCCGGUAGGCCGGGAUGGAAUGUGGUACGUUGGUAUUCGCAACGGGUUCGGGUACGGUGAAGGAAUUGGACCACUGCUCGGACAUGCACCGCCCGGUGCUAUGCCGAAUCAUACGAUUCCGUACAACGGUGGAGGCGGUGGUGGUGGUGGUGGAGGAGGAGGUGGAACAACAUUCGGAAAGCCUAACGGUCACGGCAGUUCCGGCGGAUCGAAUAUCGUUACAAAUCAACAUGUGCUACGUUUGCCUGCCGGUCCGGAUGGUUCCCAAGGAUUCAACAUGCGACGGUAGCUAGCUGAUGCCAUCGUUCGUGGUGAUGCACUAGGUGGUGGUGUUGGUGGUGGUGCUGCUAAUGAUGAUAACGAUGAUGCUGAUGAUGGUGGACGGUGAUAUUCUGAUCAUCUUUCCGAGCUAACACACUGAACCUACCGGGGGCGCGUAAAUUCGGCCAUCGAGAAAGCGUGCUAGAGCCAAGCGUGUUUUAUUCGGUUUCUUUUUCAGAUGGCUUUCAAAUGGAACACAAUGCUCUACAAUUGGCGAUUAUCUUCUUGUUUUAUCUUCUGCCCUCUUUAUUCCUCCAUCAUAGAUCCCUGCACCCGUUUCCACGGUGUAGCCCAAAAAAAAGUCCUCACUCAGUUUUAAGUUUUGCCAUUCUUUUAUUUUCCCCUUUUCAUUUUGUAUGCUUUUUUUUGUUGGCUAAUUGUUGUUUACUGGAUCCUCAAACUACUAGCCGUAGUAUGAUGCUUUCUCCUUUGAAAAGCAAAUAGAAGAAACAUCAUCAGAAAGGGGUGGGAACGUCUUUAAUUACGUGACACGAUGUAUGUCUGACAUCGGGACAUCGCAUUCACGAAAGCGCCAAUUCGUUCUAGUAUAAGGAAAGGACCCGUUGAUGUGUACAGUGUUGGUUAAUGUGUACACAUUAGCGCUAAAACAAUCAUUUACAUAUAUUAUUUUAGUGCUUUUUUUUAAAUAUGUAGUAUGAGUUAUGUAUAAAAUGCGUUAUAAAUAAUGAUAAUGGUGCAAACUGAAAA
Molecule: messenger RNA, 2269 nt
Organism: Anopheles funestus (African malaria mosquito)
Lineage: Eukaryota; Metazoa; Arthropoda; Insecta; Diptera; Culicidae
Product: protein pygopus
Exons: 3
Coding region: 357-1529 (390 amino acids)
Source: RefSeq, a predicted model, not a curated record